This is a messenger RNA of Moesziomyces antarcticus, 480 nucleotides long. RefSeq lists its product as uncharacterized. The record is from RefSeq and is a predicted model, not a curated record. The transcript is spliced from 2 exons. NCBI's taxonomy places the organism in Eukaryota, Fungi, Basidiomycota, Ustilaginomycetes, Ustilaginales, Ustilaginaceae. The coding region runs from base 1 to 480 and encodes 159 amino acids.
AUGCCCGCCGGUCGAGGCGGCACUGAGGCGCUGACGCUCUUUGGCGCUGCACCUCGCCUAGACGACGGCAACAAGCACGGCCGCCCGCUCCAGGCGACGACCAACCUCUUCCAAGCCCAUUUCGAGGGCAGGGCGCUGGAGAACAUCCAGCAGCUCUACGUCACGAUCGAGCCGAUCGAUAUACCAUUUGCAUUCAAGUCACCGAGCGCGGUCUCGACUCGCUCGCCAGCCCAAAUCCGCCCGGCUACGCUCGCCAUUCAUGCACUCCGCCCUCGCCCUAGUCUUCAAGUCAACCGCGACGACGUCCGCCUCCGUUCCUCUGGCGAACUUCGACUUUCUCAUCAACGCUCAAUGUCUUCUUUGCCGUUCCGCAUGCCGUCAACCCCUGCCUCACGAUCGAAUGCGCGCACCACCACCAUCGCCCCGGCUCUGCUGUAUGCGUUUGUCCCCUUCUUCUUCUUGUCCUCGGUAGACAAGUAA